AUGGAAAGGCUAAAUGAAGAAGGGUACAAAACAUUAUUCUCAAGUGACUACACGAAUAUCAUAAUUGAAAUAAGAGAAUACCUCAGACUCGAAAGUCAUACAAUAACCGGUGAAGACUACAACAAGCUAAUGGAGCAUAACCAUAAAUUGGAAGACGACUAUCUAGAACUAGAUGACCACCGCUGUGGACUGGAUGAUGAUCGCGCUAGGUUGGAAGACGACAACCACAAACUUAAAUCUGAAAAUCUUAGGUUAAAAAUCGCUUUCAACAAAUUGGUAAAAAGGUUUAAAACACCAAUCCCAAUAACUCGCAGAACAAAAUACUGA
Molecule: messenger RNA, 327 nt
Organism: Paramuricea clavata
Lineage: Eukaryota; Metazoa; Cnidaria; Anthozoa; Malacalcyonacea; Plexauridae
Source: the annotation of a GenBank genome assembly